Aplosporella prunicola CBS 121167 is the source of this 2339-nucleotide messenger RNA. RefSeq lists its product as uncharacterized. Gene Ontology annotation, cellular component: fungal-type cell wall. NCBI's taxonomy places the organism in Eukaryota, Fungi, Ascomycota, Dothideomycetes, Botryosphaeriales, Aplosporellaceae. The coding region runs from base 398 to 1840 and encodes 480 amino acids. The record is from RefSeq and is a predicted model, not a curated record. The transcript is spliced from 3 exons.
GGUCACACGCAUUGGAGGUGUCGCCGCAAAUGAUAAAGCACAAUUGCGGGAUGCUCGCGUGGUAGAGGUGUACACUGCCGAUUGGCAGAAGCUGACGAUCCUUCCUUCCCUAAUCUCGCUUCAGGGGCAGUCCGGGUCUUGAUCCCUGUUGGCCCCGAGCGUGGUGGCCGGUAUGCUCGAAGAGCCCUGGGGGGUUAUCAUCAAGCGCCUGCCCGCCCCAACUGCUGCUCUCUUCUCGCGCCGCAGCGAAGUCAUUCCUUCUCUCCAACACGCUCACUUCAGUCAUUCAUUCACCCGCUGCCUAUCGCUCUCUUUGCCGCUUCACGUGCCUCCACAGCUUCCCUAAACGUUUAGCGCCACAACCUUCCUUAUACAGCAAGCGUGCAUUCCACCCAAAAUGCGCUACAACCUCAUUGCCGGGAGCGCCCUUGCUUUGGCCUCGGGCGUCACUGCUCUCUCCAACGGCUGCGCUGAUGCUGCUCCCGAUGAGAGCGGCAACUACUACUGCGAGCCUGCCGUCAAGACGCUCAAGUACACCGGUGUCGGUGGUACUGGCAGCUACAAGAAGGUUACCAACAUUGCUGCCGACGAUGUUUGCGAAUGGGCCGACCACAACUACUCUGGUUCCCUUGCUCCUUACGAUGAGGAGAUUGCCGUGAUCUUCCGUGGUCCGUUCAAGCUUCGCCAAUUCGCUGCCUACACCUAUGACGGCUCUGCCGAUUCUUCCAAGGCCAAGGCCAAGCGCGAGGAGCCGCGCUCAGUCCGUCCCAGCCCCCAUGAGCGCCGCCACGCCGGUCACCAGCAGUUCCACAACCACCAGAAGGAAGUGCGCGCUGCCCAAGAGAAGGCUGAGGCUGAGAAGCGCGAUGUCGAAGACUGGAUUACCGCAACCAUCGAUGGCGCCGUGGUUUCCUGGGUCAACAACUGGACCGGUCAGACUUCCGCCGCCAACGCCGCUAGCUCUGCCCUUGGCGACGCCGGUGUCAAGGUCGAGGUUGCUGCUGUUACCACCUCUGCUGCUGCCGCCGCUGAGCAGACCGCUGCUCCGUCUACCAGUGCGACUGCCACUGCCACCUCCUCUUCUGAUGACUCUACUGCUACCGGUCCUUGGAAGCGCGUUUCCUACUACAACGCCGAGGAGAAGACCAAGGAGGGCCUGACUUUCUUGACUCACCCCGAGUACACCAACACCAUUGCUUUCGCUGGUACCGAUGGUGUUUCCAAGGCCUCCGAGUCUACCACCUUCGGUGGUGAGCUUGAGAACGGUGACGAGAUGUUCAUCAUGACCGACUCCCCCUGCUCUGAGGAUAUCGGCACCGAGUGCGCUUACUUCAAGGACGGUGACCAGGCUUUCCACGGUUUCGGUGGCAACAAGAAGGCUUUCUUCUUCGAGUUCCAGAUGCCCGACUCUGGCACCCACGCCACUGUUGGUGAGAUGGCUGACAAGUACACGGCUGACAACAUGCCCGCCAUCUGGACGCUCAACUCCAAGAUCCUCAGCAACCAGUACGGCUGCAGCUGCUGGGAGUCUGGCUGCGGUGAGCUUGACAUGCUGGAGGUCCUCAACCCCGGUAACUCCCGCAUGAAGUCCACCUUCCACGGCAACACUGGCUUCAACGGUGGUGACUCCCACUACAUCUCGCGUCCUUUCGACUACUACAUGAGCGUCAUGGCUGUCUUCCACGAGGACACUUUCGUCAUCAAGGUCCUGAACAACGGCACCGAGGCCCCCGACUCCCUCACCCAGGCCUACGUCGAUGAGAUCACCGGCCACAGCACCAACGCCGUCGAGAACGUUCUCGGCGAGAUUGCUGUCUUCGCCAUGUCCCUCUUCAACUAAGCGCUUCGGAAUGUGGAGGUUGUUAUUUUUCUCAGUCAUAUACCCAGCGACCUGUCCGUAACUGUUGAUAUUAGCCUGUUCAUAUAUGGUCGUCCAUAUAGUCGAGAAGGCGAGCGGUGGUAUAGUUUUUCGUAGGAUGGACAGAUCUGGAUUUGUAUUUAAUAGCGCACCGUACAUUCUAUGAGCGUUCUGCUCGGCUGCCCUCGCUGAAACGGCAACCUUAACGAUAUGAUGACUGGCAUUGGACGGGGCUCCUAUCAUCGGGCUUGCUGGGGGUUUAGCAUUUACUGUUUCUGUUGUUGCUGUUGUUGUCGUCAAGUACUUGCUUUGUAUAGUCGAUCCGUAAAUCCUUUUAGGGGCAAUUGCCCGUUCCCGUAUCAAAGUCGAGUCGUCGAGGUGUUUAAUUUUCAAGGCCCCCCAAUGACAUCGUCAUUCUUGUACUCUAACGGGGACUAAAGCAAACCUUAAAUUGAUUGCGACGAAAGACGUGAAAACCUGG